This is a messenger RNA of Microcebus murinus (gray mouse lemur), 2003 nucleotides long. Lineage: Eukaryota; Metazoa; Chordata; Mammalia; Primates; Cheirogaleidae. The record is from RefSeq and is a predicted model, not a curated record.
UGCCUCGCCGGACCGUCCGCGCUCCCCGCGCCGCGCCGGGUCGGACGCCAGGUCUGCGCGCCGCAGCUGAGCGCCCACUCGCCUCGCGGAGGAAGCCGCGGAGAAGCCCGCGGGGGCGGUAGCGCCGGGAGCCGAAGGAGGUGGCAGUCGGGAGCUGAGCCAGAAGGAGACCGAGAGGCAGAAGCCCGCGGCUCCGAGGCGCGCACUCCCUGGGCCAGCGAUGAGUCCGGGCGCGGCCCGGUCCCUGCCCGGACCGCCGCCGGGCAGAGACUGAAACGUGGACCCCCAGCGUCCGGUGGACGCCCGGACACAGGGAGGCACUGACGAGCCUCCGGUGGGACCUGCCCCCCACCCCCCGCCCCGCACACCCAGCGCUGCGCCCCCCGCCAGAGCCGUGCUGGGCAGACCGGUGAGGGAGCGGGGCUGAUUGGCGGCCGGCGGCCAGGGGAGUGGGCGCCGUGGUGCGGGGCCAUGGCAGGCUCCGACGCGUCCUAGCCGGAGCCGGAGCCGGAGUCCACGCUGUCGCCGCCGCCGCUGCAGCCGCCGCCUCUCAGCGCCCGGGCCCCACCGCCGCCGCGCCGCCCGCGGGAGAUGGAACAGCGGAACCGGCUUGGCGCCCUCGGAUACCUGCCGCCGCUGCUGCUGCACGCCCUGCUGCUCUUCGUGGCCCACGCUACAUUCACUGAAGUCCCCAAAGAUGUGACAGUUCGGGAGGGAGACGACAUCGAAAUGCCCUGCGCGUUCCGGGCCAGCGGAGCCACCUCGUACUCGCUGGAGAUCCAGUGGUGGUACCUCGAGCCGCCCCGCGAGCUGCUGCACGAGCCGGCUCUCAGCGCGCCGGGCGCCCGGAGCAAGGUAACAAAUAAGGACGCAACUAAAAUCAGCACGGUGCGCGUCCAGGGCAACGACAUCUCGCACCGGCUGCGGCUGUCGGCCGUGCGGCCGCAGGACGAGGGCGUGUACGAGUGCCGCGUGGCGGACUACAGCGACGACGACACGCGGGAGCACAAGGCCCAGGCCCUGCUGCGCGUGCUGUCGCGCUUCGCGCCGCCCGACGUGCAGGCCGCGGAGGCGGUGUCCCACAUCCAGAGCAGCGGCCCGCGUCGCCAAAGCGCGGGCCGCGCCGCCACCGAGCCGGCGCCCGCGGACAAGAGCCCGCCACCGGCGAGCCCGCCCGCCGCCCCAGGCCCUGGAGUCCCCGCGGCCGCCGCUGCCUCCGCGCCCCACACGGCCGCCACCACCGUGGUCACCGCCGCCGCCGCUGCUGCUGCUGCUUCGCCAGCGUCGCCGCCACCGGGCCAGGCCGUCCUGCGCCAGAGGCACCGCUCGGGCACGGGCUGCAGCCACGCCUCGGACCCGCUGCUAACCCUGCUGCUGCUGGCUCUGCACACGCUCCUGCCCCGGCUGGCGGGGCAAUGACACGCGUGGGCCGCCCAGCCUGGCGGCGCACACGCCUGCCCGGACCCUGGGCGAGGACCCGGUGCCGGACGGACCCAGAGACUGAGAGAAGCAUGAGGAAGUCCGCCUUCAAAAUAAACAGAUCAUAUUUUUGGGGGAAGUCACCCCAACGUAGAAGGAGCCCUGAAGCAAGGCAUCUAGUUUCCAAAUAAGACAGAGUGUUUCGGGCCGCGCGGCGUGCACCUGCCCGGGGUCCACGAUUUCUCUUCUGCUCCGACGCGAUUUUCUUUUCCACACCUUCCCUCCAACUCUCCAUUCUGCACGGACCGUCCAGCAUUUAUUUACCUUUAGGGUGAUAUUUAAAAUCCUUGUCGUCGGGUCAAAGCCUCUCUGACAAAGCGACAUAUUUUUAGUAGGUUGUUGCGUUCAGGAUUUUUUUUUUUUAUUUACUUUUUUUUUUGGGGGGGGGUGCCUUUCUUUUUUAUUAAAUUAUUUCUUUUGGAGACAUUUUGAUUAAAAAGAGAAAAGAUAUACAUCGUAUCGUAAUUAAAAUUCACUGUCAAAUGAUAUUUAUUUUUAAAUAAAAGAUUGGAAACAAGGUCAGA